This is a messenger RNA of Pollicipes pollicipes, 1906 nucleotides long. RefSeq names its product SREBP regulating gene protein. The record is from RefSeq and is a predicted model, not a curated record. The transcript is spliced from 4 exons. Gene Ontology annotation, biological process: positive regulation of SREBP signaling pathway. Lineage: Eukaryota; Metazoa; Arthropoda; Thecostraca; Pollicipedomorpha; Pollicipedidae. Bases 162 to 791 code for a protein of 209 amino acids.
UCGAUGUCGAUUUAUGCGCUUUGGAUUUACCAAGCGUGUUUAUGGUCGGAAAUAGGAGAGGGCGCCAGGGGAUAGCUGUGGUGCAAUUGGACAUAAAUAUGUGUGAAUUACAUUCGCUGGUUCGGUUUUCGUUUUCGUGUGAAAUGUAGUCAUUACUUAAGAUGAUAGCUUGGCUUGGACAGAAGUUCUGUCGCUUGCUUAGGAAGCCACCUGUCUUGGCUGUCAUAUUGUUACUGUCCCUGGUAUAUUGCUUAGUGAAUUUAUUUGAUCAGAAGAUGUUGGGUCUGGUCAGCGACCCAGACGAUGCUGUCCCGGUGCCCAUCGACCCGGCGCUGAUCCUGCAGCCGGAGGACGGCGCCAACAGCUCCGACACCGACCCGCACGGUCUGAGCUGCCGCAACUCUGUGCAGGGCGUCGCCCUCAUCGCUGACGAUCGAGGUCACGUGUGCGAGCGACAGCACCUGGAGACGACCGGCUGCUGCGACCAGGAGGCGGCCUCGACGCGCCGCUUCCUGUGCGAGUCGUGCUCGCAGGAGGGCUGCUGCAGCGUGUACGAACACUGCAUCUCCUGCUGCCUGCACCCGGACAAGAAGCCGCUUCUGCACAGCGUGCUGGGCAAGGCCUCACAUCGCUUCAACCUGCUGUUCUCGUCUGUGACGGACCACUUCGAGCUGUGUCUGACCAAGUGUCGCACGAGCUCGCAGAGCGUGCGCCACCAGAACGUCUACCGCAACACGAAGGUGAAGUUCUGCUACGGCGAGAGCGCCCCUCCGCUGGACGGCUCCGACUGACGUCGGCAGCGUGCGCCAGCUCGAGACCUUCCACGGACAGUGUUCAUCCGCGUGACUCGAUGGCGUUGGUAAGCUGGGGCUGCCGGUCCCCAUGGCGGUGCAUCGCUGCCCACGCCGCCCUCCAUCCGCCGCCGCGCCGGCGUGUCCUGGGGUGGCGGGUAGCUGGUGCCCGGGGCUGGCUGGCGGUGGCGGUCCUGUGAUGACGUCAUCGCCUCGUAAGCAGUCCCAGCUGGCUGCAGACGCCGUGCGAGGCUCGGGCGCCUUCCCCGCUCGGUUGGUGAUCUGUGCCAAAGUUUUACAUGACAUGCGGCACGCGCUAAGGUGUCGCGCUUCCGCCAGGACCGCGGACUGCGCUGAUUUUAGGCUGCUGUAGCUAGGAAUUGGAUGGUGGUUUGCGCCUCUUUACACGAAUCUUACGAGAGAAUCGUGCACAGUUUACAACGUGUGCCCUUAGUGUGUUUCACGCGCACGUGAAAUGAUUUUAUGUGUCUGCAGAAGACACUACUUUUAUUAAAUGCAGAGCUUACCUAAGUUAAGUCGAAUCCACAUACGUCGUUUUGUGAUAGCGUUUGGAUGACGGAAUCGACAAAUGUCAAUCCAGUAAGUGUUAACUGAGAUCACCUUCGUUAGCUGUACUUGCUCCGUAAACAUGUUUUACUUACCAGCACCUCAUGACUGUCACUGCAUCCACGGCGUACCAGCCCUCGCGUCGCCUGAUCGUUCUGUCCGCCGGCCAACACGUCACGUCUCGCUCACUCACCCCACCACCGCACGCCUGGUGCGAGCCUAUGAUCUGAGGGACGCCUGCGCCUGCACCUCGUGCGUCGCUCACACGUGCACGGUCCGAUGAGUGUCGCACGUGCGCCUGCACCUCGUGCGUCGCUCACACGCGCUGGGCCCGGUUAGUGUCGCACGCCCCCCGCCCCUCCCCCCCCCCCCCUGCACUUGGCUGCGAAACUUCGCGGUCUCACCGGCGUCUCUUCAGGUGCACUGAGGAGGGGGCGUGCUCACCCAGUGUGUUGGGACCGCAGAACAGCUGUUGUUCCCCGAUGUCAGGUGGUGUGUUGCGCAGGACUUCUCGUCCGCAGCCACAUGUGAUUGCAGGGGGGGGGGGG